This is a messenger RNA of Aspergillus welwitschiae, 717 nucleotides long. RefSeq lists its product as uncharacterized. Lineage: Eukaryota; Fungi; Ascomycota; Eurotiomycetes; Eurotiales; Aspergillaceae. Bases 437 to 637 code for a protein of 66 amino acids. The record is from RefSeq and is a predicted model, not a curated record. The transcript has 2 exons.
GUCAAACUCGAGAGUGGCCAAUUCGUCGCCUUUGUCAAUCCAUCCGGCUGCGGAAAGACAACCAUGAUAUCUUACUAGAGAGAUUCUACAACCCUUACCAGCCGAUAGUCCUUAUCAACGAAACCACGACUCUUCGAAAGAAUCAUCCGCAACAAUAUAUCCCUCGGACUCGGCAAUUCUGAGUGCACCGAGAUCAAUCUGAUUCAAGCGUGCGAGGCCGCAGAUAUUCACGAUCCUAUUACCUGCUUCCGGAUAGAUAGUCGACCUAUCGGGCAUCAAGGCUCAAUCAUUCCUGGGUGAAAGACGACGACAACGUCCUGGUUUUAUGCAGGCAUUAGUACGCAGACCAUUCCUCUACUCGAUGAAGCGACAUCGAAUCUGCACCCUAGUCCCAAAAAAAGGUACAGGCAGUACUCAGGCGCUUGGCAGCGAAGGGAUGUAUGACGAUCGUGGCAGUUACGCAUAUACUGGCUACUAUACCGAAAGCGGACACGGCAUUUGUCUUUGGUGUAAGCCAGAGCAGAUAUGGGUUCAGGUUGUAAAGCUGAGAAGUCAUCAGGAACUGCUACGGGAUAACGAGAUGUGUUGGCAGACGUGUCAGGAAAAUGCGCUCGAUCGAUUAUUGUACACUACGUGAUUUCAUUCCGUAUAGGUGGCACUGUGUUUGAAGAAUCUGUCUAUUGGAAGUUGCUUCAUCAUACAUACAAUAUCAUGGAU